Molecule: messenger RNA, 435 nt
Organism: Dovyalis caffra
Lineage: Eukaryota; Viridiplantae; Streptophyta; Magnoliopsida; Malpighiales; Salicaceae
Source: the annotation of a GenBank genome assembly
AUGAGAAUUGGUAUUCUUCUUUUGCCUCUUCUCCGUAUUUUUCCCUCUGCCAGCCUCAACUCUUUCAAGGAGUCGGAUUUUGAGCUCAAGAAAGAAGAAACUUCUUGCGUUGAGAGUAAUUCGGGAAAUACAGGCACACAUGGACAUGGCAUCGGUAGCAUUGAUGAUGAUUCUAAUGAAAGAAGUGGUAUAGUACACAGCAGCAAAUUUGGACAUGGCUCAGUUUCUGGAGGUGGACGUGGUGGUGGAGCAACUGGGGCAGCUGACAAUAGUGGUGAUGUACAAGGAGGUGGAGCAGUUGUCCCAGUUAUUGUAGCAGGCGCUGCAAUCAAUCACCGCCCUAACAACCACCACAAUGCUGGCAGCCGCCAUGUGAACUGCAUGGCGCUUCCAACAUUGAUUACGGCCACAAUGGCCGCUCUCAUUGUACAUUAA